Molecule: messenger RNA, 1884 nt
Organism: Aspergillus melleus
Lineage: Eukaryota; Fungi; Ascomycota; Eurotiomycetes; Eurotiales; Aspergillaceae
Product: ferric reductase family protein
Exons: 1
Coding region: 1-1884 (627 amino acids)
Biological process (GO): intracellular iron ion homeostasis; iron ion transport; copper ion import
Cellular component (GO): plasma membrane
Molecular function (GO): ferric-chelate reductase activity
Source: RefSeq, a predicted model, not a curated record
AUGGACGAGGUCAGUGACCUCGUUGCGCGAAGCCAUGGAUCGACGUCGAACGAAACUUAUGUAUACGAAUACUCGCGAGGACUAGGCGGAGUCAAUGUUCCUCGAGAUGUUUUGUUCACGCGUAUUAUCUUUACAUCGGUAUUGGUGGUAGGCGUCGUACUUUUCUGCGGUCGAGUCGCUCAAAUCAGUCAUUCCUAUCUUCGUCACAUCAGCUCCCUGUCGGCAACUGCAAGGCAACAAGCUUUCUGGAGUAUUGAAGAAUCGCGUUUAUGGUCGAACAUGAAGAAAUAUGUUCUCUAUUCGCCAUUGGGCAAUAAGAGACACAAUCGAGAGCUGCAGCUGUCGUCCGCUAUCAAUGUGGGCACUCUGCCAACCCGGUUCCAGACCGUUCUCAUCGUCUUGUACCUGAUCAGCCAGAUUGCCUACUGCACCAUCCUGGACUACGCCGUGAAUGAGAAGGCAGCUCUAGUGGCUGAACUUCGUGGACGAUCGGGGACGCUCGCUGUCCUGAACAUGGUUCCUCUGUUCAUCCUGGCUGGCCGCAACAAUCCAUUGAUUCCCGUUUUGCAUAUCAGUUUUGACACCUAUAACCUCCUUCACCGUUGGUUGGGCCGAAUGGUCGCGAUCGAGAGUAUUGUCCACACCAUCGCCUGGGGCGUGAACGCAACGGCUGAGACCAGCAUCUCAGAUAUGGCCCAUCGUCUGGUUAACGAGCCUUUCUUCGCCUGGGGCUUGGUUGGAACCGUCGCCAUGGCUUUUCUGGCCACGCACUCGCCGUCUUCCCUUCGACACGCUUUUUACGAGACCUUCCUGCAUCUCCAUCAGCUUGCCGCUUUUCUGGCCUUCCUCGGUGUCUACGUGCACAUCGAUCUGGACAAGCUACCGCAGAAACCCUGGAUGCUCGCAAUUGGUUCUCUUUGGCUGAUUGAGCGAUGCGCUCGGAUUGCACGACUGCUGUAUCUCAAUUGCUCUUGGAAGAAAGGAUGCACCAAACUCGUCGUUGAGGCUCUUCCCGGCGAGGCCUGCAAAGUGACUUUCCAUCUUCCCAAACGCGUACACAUUAACCCUGGUGGUCAUGUGUAUGCAUACAUCCCAAGCAUCUCCAAGUGGAUGUCUCACCCGUUCUCGAUCGCCUGGGUUGAGCCGGUUAGCUGCGUGACCACGUCCGGACUCGUGGACUCGCCCUUCAAGUCUCCGUCCAGCGGUUCCAUGAGCCCCUCGCUUCUGGAGAAGCAACCGAUGGUCGACCUUGACCAAUACAUGCAGGAUAGCAAGCAGCCCACCUCCGUGUCCCUUAUCGUGGGUGCUCAGAAGGGAAUGACGCGGUCUCUGUACAACAGGGCUCUUGCUGCGCCCAACCAGGUACUUCACACCACAGGCUUUAUCGAGGGACCGUAUGCAUCGCACGCAUGUAAUAUGGGCAGCUACGGUACCGCCGUGCUCUUUUCUGGCGGUGCAGGCAUCACGCAUCACAUGCUACAUGUUCGAGACCUGAUCAUCCGUGCUUCCGAAGGCCGCGUCGCCACGCAGCAGAUCUACCUGAUCUGGUCUGUCCGCUGUACCGAUCACCUUGCGUGGGUACGGGAGUGGAUGGACCAGAUCCUACGGCUCCCCGGCCGUCGUGAGAUGCUCACCAUCAAACUGUUCGUUUCGAAACCUAAGAGCAGCCGUGAUAUCGUCUCUCCCAGUGCCACGGUUCAGAUGUUCCCGGGUAGAUGUCGACCACAAGUUGUUCUAGACGAAGUCCUUCCCAACCGUGUGGGUGCCACCGUGGUCUCGGUCUGUGGGCCUGGUGCCUUUGCAGAUGAGGUCCGUGCCGCCGCUCGCGAGAGUAUCGGUAAAGGUGCUGUGGUUGACUUUGCUGAAGAAGCUUUCACCUGGUGA